Triplophysa dalaica is the source of this 3090-nucleotide messenger RNA. RefSeq names its product epithelial cell-transforming sequence 2 oncogene-like. Lineage: Eukaryota; Metazoa; Chordata; Actinopteri; Cypriniformes; Nemacheilidae. The coding region runs from base 209 to 3082 and encodes 957 amino acids. Gene Ontology annotation, molecular function: protein binding; guanyl-nucleotide exchange factor activity. The transcript is spliced from 21 exons. The record is from RefSeq and is a predicted model, not a curated record.
UGCCUGAAUUUUUACAAGAGGUUUGCUUGAAUGCCAACUAAUUUCAAACCGAUUGUCACCAGAAAGACGCGCUCUUAUAUUCUACUACUCGUAUUUACGCAGCGCCGUCAGGUAAAACAAAUCUGUUUUUUUUUCAAACUGUAAAAGACAGCAACACUGUGGCUGGAAAGGUUUGAGAAAGAGCCUCCGGGAAGUACCCUAUCUCAAAAUGACGUCUGUGGAAUUUAAAAUUAAUCUUAAAUCGAAAAACCGCGGGUUUCCGGAUAUUGAGAAUCAAUGGCAGAUAAGUGGAAGUGAAUGCAGAGAGUCGCUAUCUGACGGGCCGCGCAUCGAUGCAACAGAAACCAGAUUCAGUGCUUGGACGCCCAUUACAAACAAAGCAUGUAACCAUCAGCUUUUUCAGGAAAGAACUACUCUUAUCCUACACUGGUUUGACCUCUGGACAGACCGACAAAGAAAGGAAUUUAUCCUUCAGCUUUUGAGGAGAUGCAACAAAACCCAGCUCAAGUUCACCAGUGAUUGUUUAACAGAAGCCGUUCCCAUCACUCGGAUGGACUUUACGACUGUGCUACCCCGUUUUCUUUCUCUGUACAUCAUGUCCUUUCUCAGUCCUCGAGACAUCUGUGCUGCAGCACAGGUGAGCUGGCACUGGAGGUUUCUGGCUGAGCAGGACUGUCUGUGGUUUCCCAAAUGCAUACGCCUGGGCUGGUUUCUUCCCUACAGUCCAUCAGAUCAUGAGUAUGGAGCCUGGAAAAGACAUUACGUGGCAUGUGCCGCCAGUUUGGAUAUUCUGACCCCACGAGAGGCAGCAGGUGUCUAUGGCACUUUGAAUGAGAGUUUGACUGUACCAGAGGAGAAGGAGGAGAGAUGGAGAGAGCUCAUGAUUAAACAAACAAUCAGAGACAAGAUAGCAGAACAUAAAAAGGCUGUUCUGAAGACGAGAAGGGCAUGGAUCAACACCAGUAAAUUGGGCACAUCAUAUACUGAUACUCACAAUCAACCAUUGACUCUUACUGCUGCUCUCGUUCAUAUAGGGGAGAAGUGUCGUUUGAACUCAUUUUCCAAUGUCGCGACCAUAAAAUCACAAAAUGGUAUAAGUGGAAGUCUUAAGAACAGAUAUGCUUCGAGUUUGGUAAAAUCUACGAGUUUACCAUUCAACCAGCCAGUCAGGUCCACCUACACUCCUCUUCCCCACUUCCUGCUUGUGUCAUCCAAAGUUCCUGGAUAUGAACUGCUUCUGGCUGCAGUACACGCAUCUGUAGUCGUUUUGCCAUAUGACUUACAAGCAAUGAACUUGGAGGCUUUGCUUUCUCUGGCAGAAAGAGCUAUCCAGGGCAGAAUGCUACAAAGUGUUGGUAUUCUGGCAGGAGGAAGCACAGACGAGGUUUACCUUACACAAGGAAUGAGUAUUACUGAAAAGACAGUGCUAAUGCCACGUGUCAGAGAGUUUUGGGAGAAGCUGUGUGGCUGGGUAGUUCCUGCUUCAGAAGGCGGGAGUCUAAACAUCUUUGCUCCCCUGGCGUCUUCUGUUGCAGGGAUGGAUCUGAUGAGGAAGUUAUCCUCUAUGACUGGUCUGAAUGUCAGAGCCCCCACUGGGAUGUGUACUGGCUCCUACCAGCACAUUCUCAGUGAGUGGUCUGGGUCUAGUGACUUUCCACCAUUGAUGUACAUGCAUGAAGCUGUUCUUCUGAGCUGGUGCAGGCAGGCUGAAUGGAUAGAGGAAGCUUGCAAAGAACUGCGGAAACACCUUGAGCCACAGCUGCACUUUCUGUGUCAAAAGAUCAAGGGCCGUAUCCUCGGCUUGUUCCUCUGGGAUCAUAUUAAGAUGCCUGUUAUCUCCAUUAAAUCUGAUAUCAUGGAAUGCUUGAUUCAGGGACUUGUAGCUUUGAUGAAUGAGACCCCAGAUGAUGCUGUAGACUUCUUGGGGCGCUUUUUACUAAAGAAAUCGAUCAAGGAUGGUCUGAAGGAAACAGAGCCACUGUUUUUUACAGAAAGGACUUCCUCCAACAUCAUUAAUCCCAUCCCAGAGUUUCCAAAGGGCUUUAUAAGUGAUGCAGACAGACGUGGUUGCGUGUGCAAGGAGCUUUUGGAUAGCGAGAGAACUUACGUGAGGCAACUUCAAGCAGUCGCCACAGUUUUUUACACUCCUCUCAGAGCUGCUCUGGACUCCAAUCGAGCCAUUAUCAGCUCUGUCAGUCUCAUCACAAUCUUCUGCCCCCUGCUGGACAUUUUGGAGGCAAACAAACUUUUUCUGAUAGAACUUCAGGAGAGAUUGCAGGAAUGGGGUCCAUUGCAGUGUGUGGGUGAUGUUUGUGUUAAAUUCUGCACCAAGCUACGGGCCUACACAAACUUUUUUAACAACUACCCGACCAUUCUGAAAACUAUAGACAAGUGCAGAGAGACACAUCCUGUAUUCCGUGCGUUUCUGAAAAGACACGACUGGAGUGUUGCUACCAGAAUGCUGAGUCUGCAGGAGCUGUUUCUUGCACCGUCUGCACGAGUAGAGGAGUAUGGGACUUUGCUUCAGGCUUUAACUCUACACACACCACGCGAGCACCCUGACUACACACUGUUAUCAUCCGCCCUCAACACAAUCAUGACAUACAGGAACUUCCUCCACAAGUUAAAAACAAGUUUGAAUCAAGACCUUAAAAUCUUAGAGGCACAGAAUACAAUUCAAAGCUGCCCGAAUUUGUCAGAGGGGAGCAGAUAUUUGAUCACCACACAGGAAGUGGCAUCACUUACCUGCCUAAAUGGAGACAUCACUUCCUCUCUCAGGAUGUAUGAGCACGUGAGUGACCUGGGAUUGUUUCUGUUUAAUGACGCUUUAGUGCUGACUGAGAAGAGCGUGUCACAUUUACCAUUCAGUCUGGCAGCGAAAACAACUCACAACUUUCUGGCAUCAGUUGCACUGCAUUGUCUGAACCUCAAGGAAAUCACAGAUACAAAGUAUGUUCAGAACGCUUUUCAGCUGGAGAGCCCAAAGCGCCAAUGGAUUUGUGCUACAGACAGAGAAGAGGAGAAGAACAAGCUGAUGUCUGCCUUAUGCAGUGCCAUAAAUGCUGCUAUUACACAGAACUAAAAGUGCAC